Molecule: messenger RNA, 2196 nt
Organism: Exophiala dermatitidis NIH/UT8656
Lineage: Eukaryota; Fungi; Ascomycota; Eurotiomycetes; Chaetothyriales; Herpotrichiellaceae
Exons: 3
Coding region: 467-1906 (479 amino acids)
Source: RefSeq, a predicted model, not a curated record
CGUCGUUGGACCUGUUUGUGGCUCUGUAGCUUAGCUCGUAAUUUGUCAUUGUUAGAACCUGAUUCGCUUCCCGACUCAGUGCUUCUCUCCUUAGGGUGAAGUCCUGGCGCUACCCUAGCGACAGACCACUUGCCAACAGCCAUUCGUCUGGGACGACAUGGCUAGUUAGCAUGGUUAGGGUCAAUCGGACGGACGCACUGACAUACCUCCAAUUAUCGCAAACAAGACAGGAUGUCUUGACUCCAUGCCUACUCACUGCAGCAGGUGUUGGUUGAGUCUGGGAGGGUAUCCACCUUUUUGAGUAGAGUCUUUUCGAAGUCUCGUGCCUUGUGGACCCGUCCCGUGUUCUUAUGCUAUUUCAACAUACGAAACACUGCAUUCCCUGACCACAUAAGGACUCUGGCAGCAUCGCAUCUCCAGGAAUAAGGGUGAAAUACUCACAGCUCCUCUUCACUAGUUAUCUUAAAUGAACGGCACAACAGUACAAGCUUUGUCCACACUGCAUGAGCAGGGCUGGGCACCUCGAAUUUCAAUCACAGUAAACACUCCCACCCCCUUAGACGCCGGAGGCUCCCAAAGGCCAUCAAAUGGUGGUGCUUGGAGUCCGCUGCAGGAGCUCAGCGGGGUGGUAAGUCUUACGAGCAGGGAGCCGCUCACCAUAAAACAUGCUCAAAUCAGUUUUGAAGGCGAAACUCGAGUUCAUACUCAAAGUGUCAGCAAAGAGGACCAACGAAGAAUUGUAACCCGGAAAUCAAGAUACAAGUUCCUAACUCAAUCACUCGACCUCGACAAUUUGGAACGGUCAAAUCCCCCCGAGGCUGGAUUUUGUCAUUAUUCUUCUCAGUUUCAUUUUAUUAUUUCCAAGUGGGUGACACCAAGAAGCGGGAGUGCCCCGCGGCAGUGUCUUACUCUUCCACCAACCUUUUGUCAUGGACCUAUCUUGACAGAUGAUGCCGACAAUACCACCUACGCUCAACCGCUGAUCGAAUACAAUCUUAGAAUUGUAGCGGUUUUCACCGACUCACACGCAACGGGAGGGGCCGUCAAAGUAUCUGACCAACUGGAAAUCCACAUUCAGGCCGGCCCCGAGGUCUUUCCUCCUUGCGAUACCGAAGACUGGUUCAGUGACCUUGUGACCAAGCAAAGCCAUUCGCUUCGACCGUCCAUCUUCAGCUUCCAAAAAUACACGAUGAAUGUCAUCGCUCAUGAGCCUUCUCCAGUCCUGAUGGUUGUGGCCCAUCCAUUCGAGACCACAGAAGUAGUAAUUCGCGUCGUCGUCACAGCCUCACCACGCAACGUUGAUAUAGGGGCGUUCGCUACGUUUCUGCAAAGAAUCGGGUUCAAAAUCAUUCCAGGACUGCGAGCAAAAACGUUUUAUUCCACGCAGCCGUUCCCAAAACUCCCUGCGCAAGCUCUUCUGACGGUUGAUGGGCCCCAUCGACUUCACGAUCAGAUCCUAAAGUUGGAGCAGGUUGAUCGAUCCUUGACCUCUUGGCGACUCGUGGCAACUAACGCCGCGCCAUUAAGUGACAGAGGAGCCAUCGUUAGGUCAACAAUUGGACACAAAAUCCAUCCUCCAAGGAGCGAUCCAACGCCACCGGCGGAGUGGCAUAGUGAGAUAUCUUUCAGCAUCAAGUUGCCUAACGACGUUACGCCGACUUUUUGUAGCGCCAUUGCAGCGAGACAAUAUAGUCUCAUCAUCCUGCUGAAAGCAUCUGGUAUCAGCAUCGAAAACUUCGUUCUCGAAGUGCCGAUCCAGCUUGUGUCAGCUCCCACUCUUUCAAACUCAGUCUACUGGAGUGAUUCAGGAGAUGGUCUCUCAAAUGUCUAUGAACCCGAGCAUUUGGAUUAUGAGCAGGACUCAUGUAAAGUGAUCUACGAUGAUCCACCACCAAAGUAUAUAUAGUUCAAUUGUGCGAGAAAGAUACCGAACAAAUGAUAGCCGCAGACAAGAUGCCACCUUAUAAGUAAUGCCACCCAUUCCCCAAAAGGCUCUCUGUUCCCGGCGAUGUCGGAAGAGAGAGAACGGAAUAUAAUCAUCACGCGGCAGCACCCAUGGAAGGAGCGAUUCACAUGACAGGCCCGUGAAUGACUCUAAGAGCGAAGAGUUGGGCUGAAGGUGACAUUUUAACCGUUUUCGCCUCUAAAUCUGGCCAUUCAGAGCGAAUCUUGAUUUCAAUUGAUUCCUAUACUAAG